AUGAGGAGCGCAGUGCUAGUGGUGGCACUAGCGCUGGCGGCGGCGGCUGUGGCGGUGGCGGCGGCGGCGGCUGCGGCGGCCGUGUCGGCGCCGGGGGCGGAGGCGGAGGACUGCUCGCCGUGCGCGUGCCGCCACUCGGAGGCGGGGCUGGUGGUGAGCUGCGCGCACGUGGCGGGCGACGCGCUGGCCGCAGUGCUGGCGCCGCUGCGGCUGCCCGUCGCGUCGCUGACGGUGCAGCAGCUGGAGGGCAGCGCGCCCGCCUUCGCGCCGUCGCCGCCGCUGCGCCAGCUGCACAUCGCGGGCGCCGGGCCGGGCGCGCUGCGCGACGACAGCCUGCGCGGGCUGCGCCGCUGCCUGACGGCGCUCGGCGUCAGCGGCGCGGGGCUGGCCGCCGUGCCCGUGGCGGCGCUGCGCGGGCUCGCCGCCCUGCGCUCCCUCUCGCUCGACGCCAACCUCGUGUCGGCCGUGCCCGCGCACGCCUUCCGGGGGCUGCCGCUCGCCGCGCUCAGCCUGCGCGCCAACAGGGUGCGCGCUCUGUCCGAGCACGCCUUCGCCGGCCUCGAGGAGUCGCUCGCCGAGCUGGACCUGUCGAGCAACCGGCUGCGGGCGCUGCCGUUGGCCGAGCUGGGCGGGCUGCGCGCGCUGCGCACGCUGCGCCUGGCACGCAACGAGAUCUCGUCCGUACCGCAGCCCGACGCGACGCGCCUCGGCGCGCUGCUGCUGCUCGACGUGGCGCACAACGAGCUGUCUACCGUCGAAGCGCACGCCUUCGUCGCGACGCCGGCGCUGCGCCAGCUCUCGCUGCGGCACAACGUCGUCGACGGCGUGCACGAGGAGGCUUUCGCGCCGCUGCUCGACCUCGAAUCCGUCGACCUGAGCCACAACCGUCUCGUUUCCCUUUCCGAGGACACCUUCCGAGACAACCGACAGCUGCGCACUGUCGACCUCAGCUACAACCACCUGCACCACAUCGGCGACAUGUUUGCGAGUCUUCCAGAACUCAAGGAACUGUACCUGUCUGAGAACAACAUACUGAAGAUUCCUGGCGGUGCUUUCAAGGGUUCCGUGAGUUUAGAAGUAAUACACCUCCAGCGAAACGCGAUACGCCACAUCGGCGCGGACUCGAUGCGAGAGUUGCGCCACUUACUGCAGUUACGCUUGAGUGACAACUUUCUACAGACCAUUCCACACGACCUCCUCGUCAGCUGCGAAAACCUCACCAAGCUUUCCCUGGACGGCAACAGGAUAUCCGAACUGCAACGGAAAACGCUGAGCACGCUCAAAAACCUCACCGUAUUGAGACUGCACAAUAAUAAAAUUGAUAAAGUGUCUAAAGACCUCUUCAAAAGUGCCGUUUCCCUAUUCGAACUAGAGCUGCAGAAUAACGAAAUCUCCGUUAUCGAAACGGCCGCAUUCAGGAACCAGAGAUAUCUGCAACACAUAAACCUCGAGAAGAAUUAUGUAGAAUCCCUGAGCGAUAUUUUUCCCCACCAGUCUUCGUCCCUUAUAUCCAUCAGACUCGGCUACAACAGACUGGCUUUCCUUCACAACAGCAGUCUCCGCGGCCAGUCUAAUACCCAGAUCGUGUCGCUUAGCCACAACAACAUCAACAGAAUCGGCAGAUUCCUGUUCAGUGACCUUAUAGUUACCGAGAAGCUGUACCUGACAAACAACAGUAUAUCCGUCAUAGAAGACAGAGCGUUCAUCCAAAUGUCGCGUCUCAAGACUCUGGACCUCAGUUUCAACAAGCUGCAGUACAUAACGAAAAACACCUUCCUCGGACUGCACGGGCUCGUCGACCUGUACCUGUCGGGGAACGCCAUAACGAAGGUUGAUUCGUUCGCACUGACAUUCCUCAACCAACUACGCGUUCUCGAUCUUACUGGCAACUCAAUUGCCGUCCUCCACGAAAAUAUGCUGCAGCAAGGUCUUCCAAUACGAAUCCUCAGCCUGAAAAAGUGCGGCAUAGUGAAAAUAGAGAGCGGUGCGUUCCGCGGUCUGAACAAUCUGAACGAGCUGAACCUGGAAGGCAACAACCUGUCAGCGGCAGCCGUGGGACAGCUGGAUGUUCCGGGACUGCGGGUUCUGCAUGCGUCUGCCAACAGCCUAGCGGGCAUCCGGUCGGGCGCUCUUUCCAGCCUGCCGUCGCUGCAAGUCCUCUCGCUGGCCAGGGCGCAGAUCGGCGACGUGCCCAGGCACCUACUCGCCACCAACGCCGACCUCGUGCGCCUCGAACUCAGUGGGAACGGACUGCACAAACUCAACAAAGACCUGUUUAAAGGCUUAAAACGCCUGAAAGAAAUCCGCCUGCACAAGAACUCUUUCACAGAAAUUCCUUACGAAGCUCUCGCAAUCAUUUCGAGUCUCGAGGUGCUAAUAAUAUCGGAAAACCGUCUCUCGAACGUGGACAUGAGAAGAUUAAAUAACCUGUACAUGUUGAAACACUUAGAUUUCAGUAAGAACUUCAUUUCGUCUUUCGGUGGCUUCAAGUACACCAAAUUUCCCCACCUCAUCUCUAUAGACCUCGCAAGAAACUCGCUCCUGUCGCUGCCCAGUAAUUUCUUCCUGCUGUCCACUUCCCUGAGGAGGCUCGACCUGUCUUACAACAGAUUCAAGCAGCUGCCCACUCUCGCCCUCUCCGACAAGAACUUGCCGUCUCUCGGUUGGCUCAACUUCACCGGAAAUCCGCUUUACUGGGUAGGAAACAUGUCUGUGGUGCACGAUAAGUCCAACCUCCAAGAAAUACACAUCACAGGCACAAAUCUGAGUGUUGUCAGAAACCACGAGCUCAGCAGAUUCGGAAAGUUGCUCAACCUGUACCUGAAUAGGAACAACAUUACGGACAUCGCAGUGGGAGCUUUCAGGAACCUCACUGACCUGCGGAAGCUCGACCUCAGCGAGAAUCAUAUCAGCAAAUGGAGCCAAGAAAUUCUGCAGGGACUCGUUUAUAUCGAGAUGCUCAAUCUUUCCGGCAACCACCUGAAGUUCAUAGAGGACGUGUUCUUAGAAAGUAAAAAUAUCAAAGUGUUAGAUUUCUCCUUCAACCAAAUUACUUACGUCGGUAAGAAGACAUUCCGCCAUCUGCAGAGACUGACUGAACUUCGCCUCAACGGCAACAAAAUUUCGACCAUAGUUGAUGACGCAUUUCGGACGUUGAGGAGUGUGCGUUUUCUCGACAUCAGUGAGAACUUGCUGAAGACAGUCCCCGUGGCGGUCCUGCAUUCAGUCGAGAGGCACGUGAAGCACAUGUCCAUAGCAGGGAACCCGCUGGACUGCGGCUGCGAGUCGCGCGAGCUGCUGCUGUGGCUGGACGAGCACCCCAAGCUGGAGAUGGCGCUGGCGGCGGAGCACGAGUGCUCGGCGCCCGCAGAAGUGUCCGGCCUGUCUCUGGCCCACCCGGAGCUGCGGCGGCGCUGCGUGGCUCCCACCGUGCGCCACGUGUGGGCGCGCUCCGUCACCGCCACCUCGCUGCUCGUCACUUGGCACAGCGACAACUCGUCGCGCUCCGCCGGCUUCCGCGUCACGCUGCGCCCCCUCGACCGCAAGGAUACCGAGCGCAGCCUGGAGGUGGGGGCGGCGGCGCGGUCGCUGCAGGUGUCGCGGCUGUGGGCGGGCUCGCGCUACCUGGUCUGUGUGCUGGCGCUGCGGACGCCGCCGGAGCCAGACGAGGAUACGGAGGCGGCGCGGCGCUGCAUAUCGGCGCGCACGUCGUCUUCGCGGGCCGGGGAGCCGGCGGCGGCCGGCGGGCUGCCGUGGCCGCUGCUGACGCGCCGUCUCGGGCUCAUCAUCGGCACGUGCACCGGCUGCGUCGUCUUCCUGACGCUGACGCUCGUGCUGGGCUACCUCAAGCUGAAGAAGCAGCGCGCGCAGGCCACGGCCGACGCCGCGCCACAGGACUACGUGGGCUACCGCAACUUCUCCAUCCACAGCGGCGAGCUGCUGCCGAGCACCGUGUCCUUAGGGCACGCCUCGCUCAGCUCGCGACUCUGACACCCGAAUACCUCGGCAUUCUUUUCGAACCUCGUAAUACAAAUUCUCGUGUACUUCCAGUUAACAUUGGUAACUCGAACUUUACCCGUAGCUCCAAAUACACCUGCACUUCCCACAAAGUUAUCGACUAGGGCGGGAAAUUUAUUGCGUUCCAUAGGCAAAAGGAGCGAAGGCGCUUAUUCCGUACGGAAAAAGAAAUGCAAAAGUUCGGUUCCGGCGAGACUCACGUAGAGGAUUUGUGUCGCAGGUCCGUAUGCGUGUUCUUACAGGCGUCGGGAAGAUGAAUGCCGAGUAAAAUAUUAAACGUGAUUCGACACUAGUAAUCAAGAAGAGAUGAAUAAAUAGACAUUUUUACACCCUAUUUCAGCGUAGAACACAGCGUCGAAACCAGCCUAGUGUGAUGAUUUCAAAAAGGUUUCGAGCCAAAACCAACCAAUAUCUUCCAAAGACUGCCAGUGACUUAUGAUUCUGAAUAAAAUACGUACUUAAUUGAAAUCCCCUGUCUAUUCACCUAUCAUUCACUCCAUUAAUGAAGUAACGAAACAUUAAUCAGACCCAUAAUAGUAAAUUCGCCUUUCGGAAGUUCCCUUGAGCAAAAGGGACGUCAUCCAAAGUCGAAUAUACGACGUAGCGGCCAGAGAUGAGCGUAUCAACAAUAUGAGAAACCUCUGGAAAGUAGCUAGAGAACGUAAAUUGUUGGAAUUACAGUAUGGCACUGUGUAAAUCGAGUCACAUUUUGAGGGGACGUUUUUCGUGAGGUCCGCUGGUCAAAAAGCCAUUCAAUAUAGGCAGGAGGAAAUGAAUUUCACCACCAUCGAGAGAGUGAAAACACACUUGCACCCAAUUAGAGAUUAACAUUUGUGGUACCAGUCUUGUAAACAAAAUUCACGACCUACUGAGAAGAGAUAAAAUUUAUCCGAAAUAAACGACGCGAUAAGGAAGUGUCGCUCGUUAUUCAAUUCCCAUGAAUACAUGAGAUUUUUUAACAUGUGUUUAACCUGCGUGUUAUUUUUGACAAGAACUGUGACAGAUUAGGUCGGGCAUGUUACGAGACAAUGUUAGUUGUCCAUACAGGUAACGAUAAUGCAGUCAAUCGCAGAAUUGCUGAUGAAGCUGUAUCACUCUUUGGUACUACUUUGUUACUACCCAAGAUUCGCUUCUGCGUAUCAACGUAAGUGUUACGUCGGAUUCAUGGAAUUUCAUUAUUGCACCCUACCCUGUUCUCUUGUGCGAAGUUGUAGACCAGGAUAACCCCUUAAGAACGUGAUGGCCGCAUUCAUAAACAAACAACUUUCCACAUGGCGGUCGUUUCACGAAAUAGAGAACGUUUAAGAUAUUUACGUUCACAAAAGUAGUGAGCGGGAAAGAAAUAUUGCUCAGAAAACGCGGAUUAUGCUAACGCGUUAAGGAGAAGCAAUAUUAUGUCAGUACCUAUUUCAAAUAACCAAAAUUUGUCACGGUAAGAACGUAGAGAGAAUUCGUCGUGUAGUACAACCUUAAGUAGACAUGUAGCCAUUUACUGUAGAGAACCCGGUCUCAUUUCUUCUUGUACUGUGUAAAAUCAUUUAUUGCUCUGAAUACGAAUGUCUGACAAAACUGUUCUUAUGCGCUAUACAACAAGGAAGUUCUUCGUGUAUCGAUAUGCUGUUCGCAUGUGUCGGAAUACGUCCUAAUCGAACAAGAAAUAUUUCCCGCCAAAAUGUAGAUUAUCUUAUAUAACGAAAGCACUUUUUUCCCAAUACUUCCUUUUGCAUUAGUGUUGAGGAAUACUUAUUUGCCUUGUAGAUAUGAGACCUCGAAUUAAUUAUCAGUUGAUUUGUUAACUUUUCCUCCGAAAGGCAAUUUUUCAUACCAGGUACCGUCAUUGUAAUACCUUUUCCGUUAAAACGCAGUGAAACUACAGAAAACGAGUAAAAUGAUUUCGAGGUUGACUCUCAUGAAUUUAUUUGUUGCUGCCAUGUAGCUGAGUGCACACCAACUCUUUUUUAAGAUGUUAGAAAGCUUUUCCCCUUCCUAUAAUGCUAUGUUAAACGAGAAAACUACAUAAUAUGCCGUUAUAUAUAUAAAUAUAUAUACCAUCAUAACUUUAUGUCUGUUAUAGUAGAGAUAAUCCAAAAUGAAACCAUUGCAAACACCGUUAUGUGCUAAAUGUAUAUACCCUAAUGUAACCAACACCACAAUUGACAUAGUCGGAUAUAAGGUUUAUUUUAUAAAGAAAUAUCCAUAACCCUAUCACAUGCAGAAUACAUUGUUCAUAUUAUGUUAUGUCAAUUCAGUCUAAAUUCAGUCUAAAUUAUUGAUAAAAAAUUAAAGGAAACGGUAUUAGUGUAUUUAUUGUUGUCUUUUCUAAUAAACGCAUU
This is a messenger RNA of Schistocerca gregaria, 6350 nucleotides long. Its product is annotated as protein artichoke-like. Lineage: Eukaryota; Metazoa; Arthropoda; Insecta; Orthoptera; Acrididae. Gene Ontology annotation, molecular function: protein binding. The transcript has 3 exons. The record is from RefSeq and is a predicted model, not a curated record. Bases 1 to 3990 code for a protein of 1329 amino acids.